AUGGCUUCCAGCAGUACAAAGACAAACAAGCCAUUCCCACCAGGGAUUCACGGCCCUUCGAUUACCUUCUUUGAAGAUGAUCAGCAGCAGGAAAUUGACUGGGCAACUCAGGAGCGGCACCUCGAGUAUAUGAUCACUUCUGGGAUGCAUGGCGUUGUGCUCGCCGGUUCCAGCGGUGAAUCAGCCACUCUAAGUGUGGAAGAGAAGGGUCUGUUAGUCAAGAAAACCCGGGAGAUCGCUGACGCCCAUGGAAAGACUGAUUUCACUGUCACUAUGGGCUGUUUGGCUGGCUCCACCCGCGACAUCUUGGUCCAGAUUGAGACCGCCUACAAGAACGGGGCGGAUUUUGCCCUGGUCUUAGUGCCAUCUGUGUUCCAUUGGGCGAUGACCCAAAAAGCCAUUACCGACUUUUUCGAAGAAGUGGCUGACCGUGCCCCGAUUCCGAUCGUUAUCUACAAUUUCCCCAACCUUUUGUCCGGGUUGGAUGUCAACUCGGAUAUGCUGGAAAAACUUGCCGCCCACCCCAAUAUCGCCGCGGUCAAAUUGACCUGUGGAGGAGUUGGAAAGGCUACCAGAGUAGCUACACAGUUUGAACCGAGUCAGUUCACCAGUUUAUCUGGUAUGAGUGACUGGCUUGUGGCCGCAUUCGCCGCUGGAAGUACAGGUUGCAUUUCAGGUGUUGCAAAUAUUUUCCCUAGGGUCAUGGUUAAAAUUUAUGAUUUGUUCAUGGCUGGAAAGAUCGCAGAGGCUACUGCACUGCAGAAGAAACUGGUCCAACCUGAGUGGGGAAUCGGAACAUCAGAUGUCAACGGAAUGAAAUGGAUUAUCGCCAAGGAGCGCGGUUAUCCCUUGUCCAGUGCACACUGCCGCCGACCAUUCCCCAAGUUUGCAGAUACAGAAAAGCAAGACCGUGUCGUCCGGUUGGUCGCGCCUCUCCUCCCAGUUGAGGAGGAACUGAAGUCGAAGGUGUAG
Messenger RNA from Penicillium mononematosum, 972 nucleotides. RefSeq names its product dihydrodipicolinate synthase family protein. The record is from RefSeq and is a predicted model, not a curated record. Lineage: Eukaryota; Fungi; Ascomycota; Eurotiomycetes; Eurotiales; Aspergillaceae. Gene Ontology annotation, molecular function: 4-hydroxy-tetrahydrodipicolinate synthase activity. The transcript is spliced from 3 exons. Bases 1 to 972 code for a protein of 323 amino acids.